This is a messenger RNA of Anoplophora glabripennis (Asian longhorned beetle), 855 nucleotides long. RefSeq names its product acyl-CoA Delta(11) desaturase-like. Gene Ontology annotation, biological process: unsaturated fatty acid biosynthetic process. The record is from RefSeq and is a predicted model, not a curated record. The annotation marks the transcript as partial. The transcript has 3 exons. Lineage: Eukaryota; Metazoa; Arthropoda; Insecta; Coleoptera; Cerambycidae. Gene Ontology annotation, molecular function: stearoyl-CoA 9-desaturase activity; iron ion binding. Gene Ontology annotation, cellular component: endoplasmic reticulum membrane.
UUAGGUACUAUUCUGGCCUUUUGUGGUUCAUUUGGUGUUACCGCUGGAGCUCACAGACUCUGGACCCAUCGUUCUUACACGGCAAAUGUUCCUCUAAGAGUUAUUUUGACUGUGUUUGACACAGUGGCUUUUCAGAAUUCUGUAAUAGAAUGGUCGAGGGAUCACAGAGUCCACCACAAAUUCAGCGAAACCGACGCUGAUCCUCACAAUGCCAAACGCGGAUUCUUCUUUUCUCAUGUCGGAUGGCUCCUUUGCCGCAAACAUCCCGAUGUCAAGAGCAAAGGAAAGAGUGUUGAUAUGUCUGAUUUGUAUGAUGACCCUAUACUUGCUUUCCAAGACCGAUACUACAUGAUUCUGGUGCUCUUUUUAUGCUUCAUUUUUCCAACAUUGACUCCAAUGUAUUUGUGGAACGAAACCUUUAUCAGUGCUUUCUGUGUCAAUAUCUUCAGAUACAUUUUUGCUUUAAAUGCCACAUGGUUAGUCAACUCAGCUGCUCAUCUUUAUGGACAUAAACCCUAUGACAAGUACAUUAACCCAUCUGAAAACCUGACAGUUUCUCUCCUCGCUCUGGGUGAAGGAUGGCACAACUACCAUCACACCUUCCCAUGGGACUAUAAAACUUCCGAGUUGGGAAAAUACAGUGUAAACUUCUCUGCUGCAUUCAUCGACUUCUUUGCUAAAAUCGGUUGGGCCUACGACCUUAAAACGGUCUCAGAGGAUAUGAUUAGGAAGCGUGUUUUAAGAACGGGAGAUGGCAGCCAUGAAAUUUGGGGAUGGGGCGACAAAGACCAAGACAAGGAAGAUUACAAUGACGCACUCAUCACUCACAAAAAAUGUUAAAUAGUAGUUCCAGAA